Molecule: messenger RNA, 1025 nt
Organism: Kickxella alabastrina
Lineage: Eukaryota; Fungi; Kickxellomycota; Kickxellomycetes; Kickxellales; Kickxellaceae
Exons: 1
Coding region: 77-877 (266 amino acids)
Cellular component (GO): mitochondrion
Molecular function (GO): protein-containing complex binding
Source: RefSeq, a predicted model, not a curated record
CUGCUCUUCUGCUCUUCAAAAAUCAUUAAUUUCUUCCAAUAAACUUUACAAUAUUGUAACUGCUGCUUUUGAAAGUAUGAGUGCACCUGUACAUAGACUGUUUGUCGUGGGCGGAACCGGCUUUAUCGGGCAGGCGAUCUGCCACAGCGCACUGGCACGAGGCUGGGAGGUGCUCAGUCUCAGCCGCCAUGGAGCGCCCACCAGAUCAACAUCACCAAGCUCGGUUUCGACAGCAAACACCGGCAUCCAAUGGAUCAAGGGCGACGCGCUUAAGCCUGAAACCUUCCAAGAGCACCUGGUCGGGUGUACUGCUGUUGUGCACUCCGUCGGCGUGCUAAUGGAGAAUAGCUACAAGAAGUUUAUAAACAUGGGCUGCGGCGGCAACAGCAACCCUGCCACAGCACAUCAGCAGGAGCAGGAGCAUACUAUUACGUACGAGAUGGCCAACCGCGACACGGCUCUCUCUGUGGCGCGUGCUGCCAGAGAGGUGCCGGGUGUCGAAGCCUUUGCCUAUAUUUCGGCCAGUGACGUGCUUCCUUUUCUCGACUCGCGGUACAUUUCCACGAAGCGCCAGGUGGAGAACGAUCUGAUUGAACAUUCUGAUCGCAUGCGCCCGAUCAUUUUGCGUCCCGGGUUUAUUUAUUCGCAGGCACGCCCGAUCACGAUUCCGAUUGCCGCUGGAGUUCGCGCUUUCAAUGCCGUAUUCCACCGGACGCCUGUCGGAUGUUUGCUCAAGAGCACACCUCUUGCAAAGGCUGCCAGCCCGGCACUUUGUCGCGAGGUGGUGGCCAGCGCUGUUGUCAGCGCAAUUGGAAACAAGCACAUAUCUGGCAUUCUGGGCAUCGAGGAUAUUGAGCGCAUAGGAAAUAGAGUUUAAUGUGUCGAUUUGAAUAACGAACAGGCAGCAGCUGCAAGCCUAGAGUCAAAAUGGUGCGUUCAAGCAUGGAUAAUGUGCUACUUUGUGUUUUCGUUUUUUAAAUAGUUUGCUUUCAAUAUAACCAAGCGAUGUUCGUGGUCGUAUUUGU